Oppiella nova is the source of this 602-nucleotide messenger RNA. NCBI's taxonomy places the organism in Eukaryota, Metazoa, Arthropoda, Arachnida, Sarcoptiformes, Oppiidae. The record is from the annotation of a GenBank genome assembly.
AGAAGUCACUGUUGAUAAGGAUUACAUAAUCCAAAUAAAAUGGUUGAAAUUACAUGAGAAGAUAUUUUUGCUCAUUCUUUUACACAAUGGUCUUAAGUUAUUCCAGUGGUGUGUCAGUCCUCAAUGGAUCAGUUGUCUGUGUCGGUGCUAAUAAUGGAUCCGUUCUCUUGUUUCUAAUGAAUGAAACCAAUAAAAUACAAUUCGAUGAGACAUCUAACGAGACAAUUCAUAAGAGACCCAUCACUGAUUUGGUAUCCGACCAACAGAAUACACUCAUAAGUAGUGAUGAUAGCGGAAAGAUAUGCAUUUCCAUCUACAAGGACUCGCGUUUACAACCAAACUCCAGUUUUGAAGGAUAUAAUGGUUUCUCGUGCAAUUGUUUGACGCUUUUCAAGAACUAUUUGUGUGCGGGUUAUGGCUCCGGGCAUUUGCGGGUUUUUGAUAUACAAAACAAGAAAAUAAUUAGUGAAGUGUCGGCGCAUGCAAAAUGGGUCACUGCUAUCGAUGUGGCCCCAGAGACUGGUCUCAUUUUGUCCACUUCUGAAGAUAGCUUUGUUAGGAUUUGGAAAUUAUGCGAACAAAACAACUCAUUAAAGUACUAA